UUUACAUCUAACUUCAUGGCUCAUGAUUGUUUACAAUUUGACUUUUUUGAAAUGGUCUAGAAAUUCUUUAAAAAAAUACUUGUUUGUGUCUGAUUAAAAUAGUCUUUUCAUGACGAAAUGUAGUUUAAUAAGUUCAAAAAAUUAGUUCUCUUGAUAAGUCGGUUAUUAUUCUAUAGUCGCAAGGCGAUUUCAAGUGUUGACACAGCACAGAUUUGUCUAAAAAUGCCUUCGCCUACGCGAGUUUGCAUUGAGCACUUUUUGGGGUCCUUUUUGGUUAUCUCGGUAAUGGGCGCUUUAAAUUAUUAUUACAAUUUGUCUAGUUUCGGUAUUAACGCGUUUAUUUUCUCUGUUUCGGGCCUUAUGAUUUUUACUUUGAUAUGGAUCUCCUUUACUGACCAAGUAUUUGAAAUUUCUUGGCGUUCAGCAAUGCUAGGUGGUUUUUUCUCUAUGGGUAUUUACAUUUUCCUCACCAGUCCCCAGCAUAUAAAAAUAUUUGGACUCUACAUGUCUGUGAUGGCUUUCUUCCAUUUCACUGAAUUUUUAUCUAUAUCCAUCAUUCAACCUUCAAAAGUUUCAAAGGACUCGUUUGUGAUUAAUCACAGCCCCCAAUAUACUAUGGCAGCAGUUACUUCUUGGAUUGAGUUCUUCAUAGAGGCGUACUUUUGGCCUGGAUUGAAGCAAUAUUUUUGUUAUGUGUCUUAUAUUGGAUUGGCUCUUUGCAUUGCUGGAGAGUGCUUGAGAAAACUAGCGAUGCUUACUGCUAGAGGGAAUUUCAAUCAUUUGGUACAAUGUGAAAAGGCAAAAGACCAUGUACUCGUCACUGGUGGUAUAUAUUCAUUAUUUCGUCAUCCAAGCUAUGUGGGAUGGUUUUACUGGGCUAUUGGGACUCAGCUAAUCCUUGUCAAUCCUAUUUGCUUACCAGCUUACAUUUUUGCCUCAUGGUCGUUCUUUAAAAGCAGGAUUUAUAUUGAGGAAAUUACUUUGCUAAAUUUUUUCGGACAACAGUAUGUGGAUUAUCAGAAGAUAGUUGGAACAGGAAUUCCUUUUAUUAAAGGCUACCAAAUUUAAAAAAACAUAAUAUCAGAAAAUUAAAACAUUGAGAUUCUAUUAUACGUAGGUAUACAUGAAAAUAUCAAGAUUAAGUAGAUGUCUAAUAAUAUAGGAUAUUUCUAAAUACAUAUUAAGCUUAAGCUCAUAAACAAUAAUGACAAUAUGUAUUUUUUUUUUUUUCAAAAUUGAUUUCUGUAUAAAUAUAACGCACAUAAGCUUGAUUUUCUUCAAUUAUUAUACCAUGAAUGUGAUGUCUUUUGUAGCUAUAGGUACCUUCUACAUUAUUGUAUUAUUAACUUGUUUUGGUAAAUCUUGUGCCAUAAAGACUAACAAAUUUACAAUAUAAAUUUAUAAUCAACUUUAUUUAGGUAGGUACUUAGAAUGCUAACUGAUUCAAGUAACAGGGUGUUUUGUAAUGGAAGUGUGUAGGUAAUGGCAAGUUACGUAAUUUUUUAUAUUUUAUAAUAUAUUUUGUUUAAACUGUCUCAAAAGUUUUCUAAAAUAAAUGUUAUUAUGUUAA
Ceutorhynchus assimilis (cabbage seed weevil) is the source of this 1570-nucleotide messenger RNA. NCBI's taxonomy places the organism in Eukaryota, Metazoa, Arthropoda, Insecta, Coleoptera, Curculionidae. The record is from the annotation of a GenBank genome assembly.